Molecule: messenger RNA, 3179 nt
Organism: Podarcis lilfordi (Lilford's wall lizard)
Lineage: Eukaryota; Metazoa; Chordata; Lepidosauria; Squamata; Lacertidae
Source: the annotation of a GenBank genome assembly
GAGUCCGGGCGGGCGGGUGGGCUGGCUUUAAGGGGCGAGUUAGUUUAGCGCUGCCGCCGUCGCCGCUGCUUGAGGUGGGAGAAGGAGGAGAGAGGGAGAGAAGAAGGGGGCGGUUUCCGUGAGGCGCCCGUGGUCGCCGCCAUCAUCGCCGUCUUCGUCAUGGCCCACAAACAGAUCUACUAUUCGGACAAGUACUUCGACGAGAACUACGAGUACCGGUGAGGGAGGCCGGGGGGGGGGGUGUCCCGGGGCGGCGGGCCUCUUCCUGCCCCUUCGCCUGACGAGGCUGCCGCUGGGCCCGCCGCUCUUUCAUGGCGUCCCUCGCCGCCCUCCGCUUUCCCUCCUUUCUUCCCGCCCAGGCUCCCUUCCCAGUACCUCAGGAGAGGGGGAGGAAACAGAAAACGGCGGGCCUCUUUUUCUCCCUCCUCCUUUCCCGCCGGAGGGGGGGUGUGUGUGGAAACGGCCUCGGGACAAAGGACGGCGCGGGGCGAGGCCGGAGGAGGCCGUUGCGCCUGCCCGCUCUUCACACAGGCCCUUUGGGGAAGGGCUGGCGCCGCGGAGGGAAGCGCCUGUUGCGGCGUGCGCGUGAUUCGAACCCAGCUCCCUCCAUUUUAGCCCCGUGGUAACUUGCUGGGCCAAAAUCCGCCGCCGAUGAGCUUAGGGGGAGGGGGUUUGGGUCACGGUCUCUCGGGCCGACAUGGCCAUUUCAACAGGCUCGUUUCCGUAUGUUAGCUUUGGGCCUUUGCAACGUUGACUUUGCGUUUGGCUAACGGGCAGUCUUGCUAGUGGCAUAGCCUCCCAGCAUUUCUCUGACGAAAAUAGGGACGUUCCAUUCCAUAAUAAUAAUAAUUUUAUUAUUUAUACCCUGCCCAUCCGACCCGGUUGCCCACCACUCUUGGCGGUUUUCAACAGACUAUAUAACAAAAGAGAAUAUUAAGCAUUUUUUUUAAAAAAAACUUAACCUGUACAGGGCUGCCUUCUGAUAUCUUCUAAAGAUUGUCCAGUUCCUUGGCUCUGGGGUUGCUUCACUCCAUACCUGCCAACAUUUCUGCGAUGAAAAUAGGGACAUCCUAAGGAAAAGCAGGGCAUUCUGGGACAGCUUCUUAAAAUCUGGGAAUGUCCCUGGAAAAUAGGGGCACUUGCAAGUGCCUGCAGAUAACACCAUAAAAGUCACAUAAAAGAUAUUUAUUGCCCAGUAGUGGGAGAGCCAGACUUUUGUUUCUUGCAGCUUGCAAGAAGCAAAUGGAAGUUUACAAGCCGCCUGAUCCUGAGUUUUCUUGUUGCAUAGCAAGCUGUCGGGUUUCUCUAAAAGGAAUUAAAAAUCUAAAGUAGAUAUGAAAGAACACCUACAGCGCCGUUCCUUCAACUUAGGCUAUUAUGUACAAGUAAUCAAAAAUCACAGGCAGAGGUCCAGCCUGAAACUUAAAUGUUCAAGCAGUUCACAAAUGCUAUGGAGUCUGACAUAAAGCUUCUUUAUAAGUUGUACAGAACUAAUUGUGGCUGUAUAAAUGUGACUUGGUGUGUUUUCUGUCCCUGGCAGGCAUGUGAUGUUGCCAAGAGAGCUGUCAAAGCAAGUACCAAAAACUCAUCUAAUGACUGAAGAAGAAUGGAGAAGACUUGGUGUUCAGCAAAGCCUUGGCUGGGUCCACUACAUGAUUCAUGAACCAGGUAAAAAAGGACAUUUCUACCUAACAAGCUAUUCCAGAAAUACUUUUUGUAAAGCUUUUAGGAUGUCUUGACGUGGGAGAGGGACAAAGUCACUUCAUACAUUAAGUAGCAAGGGCUAGACAGAAAGUGUUUACUGAAAACCCUAUAUUAUCGGCCAUUAAGUGGGAUGUCUGGCCACAGACUUAUAAACAAACUUCCUUUUUUUCUCUUUACAGAACCACACAUCCUUCUAUUUAGAAGACCACUUCCAAAAGGCCAGCAGAAAUGAACAGCCUCUCUAAGCUUCUGGAACUUUAUGUAUAAAUGUAUAUAUGUUGGUAGUAUUCAGUGAAUACUUAAGAAAAAUAUACAAACAAGUCAUUACCUGUGCAUGAGCUGUAUUAUUCACAGCAACAGAGCUCAGUAAAAUGCAAAGUAGGCUGCUAUGGUCUUGAAUUCUCACUUAACAAGUUAACAAGUGCCUAUUUGAUUUUUUUUCAGUUUUGUUCAAUAAAGUUCACAACUUUCAUGUAAUGUGUUGAUUAUAAUAAUCUUCAAAGAUCUGUGCCUUUUUAUUCUUAGUAAUGAAGCUUCUUCCAACUGUUGAAGCAAUUCAUCCUGUGGCUUUUCAGCUGCUGAAAUAAACAUAUUUUUAAUGCUAAAUCUAUGCAUUUCAUGAUUUUAGUUUACUACUGUCCACAUUAUAAAAGCCAUAUAUUGGUACUCUAUAAAAUGCAAUACAAUUGAUGACAAUAAUAUAGAGGUUUGUUUGUAGUAUUUAUAUCACUUACCUAGAAUUUGUUUGCUAUAAUCAUUUUACAAGAGAAGGAAAAAACAGGCUUAAUGGCUCAGGUGAGUACGAAUAAGAAUGAUCUACUGCCCUCAUCCAGCUCUGUACAGGUCUGCUCAAGAGAAAGAUCCUGUGAUGAGCUGCCUGGUUCCCACCUCUCUCCAGUAGCAGCUGGUCAUGGCUUCUCUUCACUAGUGUGUCUUUUUAUUCAGAGCCAGGUUGGGAUAAUAGGAAAUAGGAAGCAAUUGUAAAGGAGGGGGGAUAGCAAUAGGUCCAAGUUCAUUAUUUGGUAGAUGCUUUUACCCAUGUGAAACUGCACUGAAUAGCAGAAUACACCCCCAGUUUCCUGCCCCAGAGAUUGAAGUUCAGGGGAUGGUUGCUGACUUGUCUAAAGGCAUUUGCCUAGCAUGUUUACUACUGCAGGGUCACAGCAAACAGAUUGUGGCUACCUACUUGGGGUGGUCAGAAGUCAUUCACUCCUGAAUAUGGCCGUAGUCGGUAGGUAAAGAUAAAUGUGGCUUAAUUUGACAGUAUUGAUUUGCAUUAUCAGCUCUCCAUGAAGUUUCUGUUCAGUCUCAAUGAAAUAUUAAAGUUCUUUGAAAGUGUUAGCCUUCAUAGCCUUUGAAAGUGUUAGCUCUUCAUAGACUGAGUUUUAUUGCCUCUUGUAACCUGGAGUCUAUUUUCAUAGGUCCCAGCAAAGGGAAUAUUUAAUGUGAUGCUAAAACAUGGCAGUUACCUGGAG